Molecule: messenger RNA, 363 nt
Organism: Staurois parvus
Lineage: Eukaryota; Metazoa; Chordata; Amphibia; Anura; Ranidae
Source: the annotation of a GenBank genome assembly
AUCAGGAACCCAUUAUCCUCCAGUGUUGACAUAUUUCAGAACUGAAACCUACCUGGAGUGCCCAGAAGUACAAGGUGUUCAAUGCUCAGGAACAUGGCCAAGAUAAGGGGACAUCUACACUGAUCAUCAGGGCACUGAUGAUCAGUGUGCUCUGAUGAUCAGUGUAGCCCCAGCAGGGCCACCUGUCAGUGCCCAUCAGUGCCAGCUCUCAGUGCUCAUCCAUGCCACCUGCCAGUGCCCAUCAGUGCCACAUCAAUGCCACAUAUCAGUGCCUACCAGUGCACAUCAAUGCCACAUAUCAGUGCCCAUCUGAGCUGCCUUUCAGUGUCACCCAUCAGUGCCAGUCAGUGCCACCUAUCAAUG